GCUAGGAGACGUGUGUUUAGGACUGAAGGGAGAUGGCGGCGGGGGAGGUUGAACAGGGCACCGCAGAGCCGGGGCUGCUGGCACCCGGGGUCGGACCCGACUGGGAGUCUGCCCUCUUUGAUGAGCUCAGUGACCUGGUUGACACAGAUGAAAUACAGCUGGAUGUGGAUAAUGAGAUUUAUGAAAACAGUCUUUAUAACCUCGACUUCGAUUUGGACUUGAUGUCUUGGGAUUCAGGCCCUUGGGAUGUGACAAGCCAUACUUGUAUAGAUGAAAACUUGAAGGAAGAGCCUCAGUCGCCAGCCACUUCAAUUUGUUCAGUCCCUUCACCAUUAUCAGACUCUUCAGUGCAGCAUGUACCUGAAGACUUGGACUUCAGCACCAGCUCCGAGAUGUCUCCUCUCUCUCUGUACAGCAAGAAAUCUGGAAGUCAGAAAGAUAAAAAGCUCACUUCCAGUGCUGCACACCAGCCUGCAAACAGCUCUGUGGGGACACCAAAAAGAUCUAGUCAGACAACAUCCAAACCUUCAAUUCAACCCAAGCCUCUCUUGCUGCCUGCAGUACCUGAAGCUCAGGCCAGCCUUGGCAUUCAGGCUAAAGCCAUCAUUAUUCAGGCUCUUCCAGCGCUUUUGCCACUGACAAAGCAGCAGCCAGUUGUUAGUAUCCAACCGGCCCCUCCUAAAGGUCAGCCACUGGUGCUUUCUCAGUCCACUAUGGUGCCGCUCCAGACUCCUGGAGUUCAUCCUGCAUCCCAGCCGGUCAUUGCUGUCACUGGAGGGACCACGCAGCUGUCCAGUCACACUGUGAAUGUACUGGCACCAGCUACAGGAAGCAGUUCAGUGAGUGGAAAAAUAGCGCUGGCUAAACCCCUCCUCCAAGCCACUACACAAACUACAGGCAUGGAUAUUAACAUCCUGAGAAGACAGCAACGCAUGAUCAAAAACCGGGAGUCAGCCUGCCAGUCACGCAGGAAGAAGAAGGAAUACAUGUUGGGGCUGGAGGCCAGGCUGAAGGUUGCCUUACUGGAGAAUGAGCAGCUCAAGAGAGAGAAUGGCUCACUGAAGAGGCAGCUGGAGGAAUUGGUGUUAGAGAACCAGAAUCGUAAAAUCCCCUCUCCCAAGAGAAGAGCUGUGUGUGUGAUGGUGAUAUUGGCCUUUGUAAUGUUGAACUAUGGCCCACUCAGUGUAUUUGAAAGGGAUCCCAGUGGAGCUGAACCCAGCGUGAGCCUUGCCCACCGCAGCAGAAAUCUGCUGGAGUUCUCAGCCAGCCAGAAGCUCAACACAGCUCAACAAAUGCCUAACAUCAUCUCCCAGAAUAAGGAGAGGUAUGAACGUUCUGUUUCUGAUAACAAAGCGUUAAUGGUAGUAACAGAAGACCCACUAUUGUAUAUUUCUCCACCACCCUGUCAGCCACUGAUCAACCGGACUGAGUCUCUCAGAUUAAAUCAUGAACUUCGAGGGUGGGUUCAUAGGCAUGAAGUGGAAAGGACAAGGUCUAGAAGAAUGUCAAAUAACCAGCAGCAGAAAACACGAGUUGUCCAGAGCUCUACAGGGGAGAAUGCAGAUUCUCAGCUGAUGGCCAUGCCAAACACAGACCCCAGCAUCAGGAACUCAGGGAAUGAGCUGCAGGUGUAUUAUGCCUCUCUGAGAAAUUACCAAGACUUCUUUGAAGCUAUUCACAGAAGGGGGGAUACAUUCUACGUGGUAUCUUUUCGUAGGGAUCACUUGUUGUUGCCUGCCACCACCCAUAAUAAGACCAGACGGCCCAAGAUGUCUAUCGUGUUGCCAGCAAUAAACAUCAGUGAGAAUGUGAUAAAUGGGCAGGACUACGAGGUGAUGAUGCAGAUAGACUGUGAAGUGAUGGACACCAGGAUUCUGCAUAUCAAAAGCUCCUCCAUACCCUGGUACCUUCGACAACAGCAAGGGAAUCAGACCAACCCCUUCUAUAGCGCUGCUCCCACCGUCCCUGAGACAGCCCACCCCAUGAGAGCAAUCGUGGAAUCACUGCAGUAGCUCCCAGAAGCCUCACAGCUGCAGUCCCUGAGCCUCAGCAAGGAGGCAGAAAUGUUUGGUGAUACAAAUGCAGCUUUCACCACUAUCACUAUUACUAGGUAAACAGCUGGGGAUACCCAGCUCCAGCACUAGGCCCUACCACUUGCAGUUAGUCUGACCUUUCCAGGACUCCUAGAACUGCAGAGGGCUCAGCCCGGGCGUAAUUCCAACACUGAUACUCCUCAAGUGGAACGUUUUACCAGAACCCUGUGACGCUGCCCUGCCCGUUGCCUUCCCAGCCUUGCUGGUGCACCCUGCCCAGCCUCUUCCCCUGUCUGAUACGUCCCAUGAUGGCCCUGGGCAGUGUUUGACAUCAUCCUGGUAAUGACAGCGAGUGAACAGACAUCCUGCAGGGACAGGGCAGGCAGGCGAAGGAAGCUGGGCAGACGGGUGGUGAUGUCUGGGAGUGGCAGUAUGGCCUGGUGGCCAGCAAGCAGGGCUGGGGCCAGGAGGACAGGGCCUUACCUGCUGUAUGAUCUGGAAUAACUUCCUUGACCUGUAUUUCAGUGUCCCCAUUUGUAAAUUGGGGCUAACCCCUGCCCUACCUCACAGAGGAGGGGGUUCUGAGGUUUGAUUAGCUGCUGUUUAUGGAAAGCUAGGGAUCUUGUGGAGGGAGGCUCUGGUAGAAGUCCAGAGUCACAGUAUUUAUUUAUUUACACUCAAGCAUAUUAGCAAACAGGGCAGGAGAAGAAUAGGCAAGUUUAACUGUGGAGGGGGCAGCGAGACAUGGGGUGCCCUAGAACUGACAUGUCCUGUACCUGUGCAGAGGUAGGGCUGCAGCUUUUGUCUGGAACUGUGCGCAGUGAACCAUUCUGCUCACACUCUGCUCUGUACUUAGUACCAGGUACCAGGAUGGGAGAAAGGAACAGCUGGCCUGGCCUCUAUGGUUCCCCCUGCAGGCAAGAAGAAGAGUGGUUCCAUGCAGGAACCACUGCAAAGCUGAGCUCUGCACUGUCCAGAGCAGGCACACGCUGCACACCCCUGGAAUCCUCCCCCGCAGAGCCAAACCAGCUCUACUGCUUGCAGAGCUGCUGCCCUCAUGGAGGAAGAAUAGGGACUGGAUUUGGGCUAGAUUUUAAGAUUCCCCCAGUCUAACUUCCUGCAGCGCACAGGACGUGGUGGGGAUUAUUCCAGUCUAAUAGUUGUCACCACUACAAACUUCCUCUGGCUGCUCAGUCUGAAUGUAUUGCCCUGGAAUCCCAUUCCACGCAGCACCCUC
Terrapene triunguis (Three-toed box turtle) is the source of this 3270-nucleotide messenger RNA. RefSeq names its product cyclic AMP-dependent transcription factor ATF-6 alpha. Gene Ontology annotation, biological process: endoplasmic reticulum unfolded protein response; regulation of transcription by RNA polymerase II. NCBI's taxonomy places the organism in Eukaryota, Metazoa, Chordata, Testudines, Emydidae. Gene Ontology annotation, cellular component: nucleus. Gene Ontology annotation, molecular function: RNA polymerase II cis-regulatory region sequence-specific DNA binding; DNA-binding transcription factor activity, RNA polymerase II-specific. The transcript has 16 exons. The record is from RefSeq and is a predicted model, not a curated record. The coding region runs from base 33 to 2012 and encodes 659 amino acids.